Molecule: messenger RNA, 4731 nt
Organism: Lithohypha guttulata
Lineage: Eukaryota; Fungi; Ascomycota; Eurotiomycetes; Chaetothyriales; Trichomeriaceae
Exons: 1
Coding region: 1-4731 (1576 amino acids)
Source: RefSeq, a predicted model, not a curated record
AUGGGUUCGCGCAGAAGAAGUCCCUCGAACGUGCCAUACGAUGUGGAAUUCUCGCAGAGUUCCUCGUCGGACGCCGACAAUGUUCUCGAGCUGCUGCCUACUGUGAAAAAGACAAAAUCAAAUACAAAACACGACAUAAAUGACUAUCUAGGUCACCACAAAUGGAAUUUCUCGAGAAGACCUGUUGUUCAUCCACUCCUUACAGAUUUCGGUCCAGAGACUCUACAAAAAUUCUUGCAGAACGAACUGGAUAGACUGAACGCUUUGGUUGGACGAGUGCACAACCAGCAAGAGCAGGCACUGCGAGACCUGGCCAAGGUUCUGGUUAGAGCCCAGAGCAACCUCAAAAUCACUAGAGAAGGUGGACAAAAUAGGUUCCAGCUUUCAAAUGGACAGCUACUGGGAAUUGAAGAUGCUGAGCCGUUAUCGUUGCCAAACCAGACAACUGACAAGGGCAAGACUCCAAUACGAAAGAGAAACAAAGCUGCUUUGAACAUACCUCAAAGUUCAACUUCUUCGCCGUCGCAGAACCAAGGGACGUCUUACUCUGAUCAACCAUUGAUCUAUCGGCGCGCUCGAAGGUCGACUCUACCACCUCACCGAUCUGAUCGAGCUGGCUCGUAUAACCUCUUUCGCGAUAUGUUCAAGGCCGUAGCAAGCCCAUAUACUAGAAACACGAGAGAAGUUUCGACAAGUCGUCCAUCACUUACCCCACAGGCCACUGAGUCUCACACGGAAACUCUACCAGCCCUCGGUCGUUCGCCAAGUCAGAUCGAAGGCAGGAGUCAAUAUUCAGCUCGACCCAUACAGGAGGGUAGGACACCCGAUGGCAGUAAUUCGCAGACUUCUACGGCUACUGUCAUGCAGAGCAAGCCAGAAGAUCUCCUCGAGACAUCAGAAGUGCGACUAUCCAGAACAUCAAGCUUCGAGAAUCAUGCUUCUUUCUCACGAGAUUCUUUGCGACCGAACAACAAGAUAGCAAGCCUUACCAAUCACUCUCCCGACGAUUCGCGGCGGCGUAGAAAGACGCCUGCGAUCUUACAAUGGUCGCCUCUCCCGUCAGCCUGGAUGCAGACAUUCGAUGGUCAGUCGGCUGCUCAGCCGCAGAACGACGACUCGGUUGCCACAGCUUCGAGCUCAACAACAUUCCUGGAUGAUUCUAUCGUGAAGGUUGAACCCAAGAUUGUGCAAUCACAUACGGACGAACUUUCUGUAACAAAAUCGACCGAUCAGCUUCCGGACCCCUCGCGUACCAAUCCACUGCACUCCUUGGUUGAUCUACAAGUCGGACACAAUGAAGACAUUGACAUGACAGACGCUCGCCGGGAAGCAGAGAUUGGUGAGCAGAAAGCAAUUUUGGAAUCUGUUCAGGAGGCGAAACAGCUAUCGAAAGCUUCUAGCUCCGGACGAAGCUCACUUGACCCUGUUCACUAUGACUACUACCGCAUGCUGCCAGAGGACAUACCAUCUAACAUCCGGCAAGCAGAGAUUAAUCGUUGUUCGAUUUGGGCAGCCCAUGGUCUUGAUGCUCGGGGACAUUCCUCACGGCCAAAACGUCCUUCACAUCGCAUUGGCCCAUUCAGCGAGACCGAACUCGAUCCUCGGCAGAAAAACUUUCUCAGUGCGCCCGAUGGAGAUGGCGACUACCCACGACGUUACGAGCCGCAUCGCAACCGGAACUCCGGUCCCGAACCACCUUAUGCUUCAGCAAUGGAGGUUCGAACAACAUUGCCAGUUGAGAUAUGGGAUGCUGAGACGGGCAAAACACCAGGUGGAGUUUUGCAGUAUUUGUCAUCGUCAGAAGUACGCAACCUGAGGCUCGUCUGCAAAAGUUUAGCAGAGGAUCUCGAACCAUACGUGUUCCGCAAUGUCGUGACAAACUUUGGACCAUCAUUGUUCAGUCUUCAGCCCUCGUACGAUGAGCACGGUAGGAUUGAGAUCGACAGUACACAUUCAAUGCUCGACAGGCACGGCGCUGAGAUCAACAAGUUUGGUAUCUCUUUUGAGUAUGAUGCUCCUGGCCUGAUGCAUGCACCCUUCAAAAUCACAGAAAAGGUCGUGGACGCUUGGUUUGGUCGCUAUGUUUGGCCUGUCAAGGAUUACCCCUACUUUUCACCUUUGUCGGAGAUCGAUAAGCUGCUUGACGAUGACAGACGGUUGCUGACUCAAUCAAUGAGAAAACUUACCAAGUGUAGGGAGCUCGCGAUUUCCGUUGAUAGUGGUCUUGGAUGGCUCGAGGGGCCUGAUGUAUCAGAUCUUGCUCUCUAUCGAAGCAAGGUCCAAGGUGGAUCAAAGGUGUUUGGCAAAACAUGCACCGCUCCGGAUCUCGCCUACGAAGAUGGCAUGCAGGAGCUCUUCAAGUGGGCACAGACUAAUACUAUUAAUGAAAACAUCAAGUAUCUGGACUGCCGAUGGAAGAAGGCGAGAGAAGAACUCGACCGAUUACGUUCGAUUGUUGUUCGUGACUACGAUAGCUAUCGUGAUGCUGGUUCUCAGCCGGACUAUACACAGCAUCUUCACACAGGCGGCAUCGUAGAGCAGCGCGCCCCUCUAACACCACGCCAUCUCAGACAAGUGAACACUGCCGCCUUCUUCGCAGCGCAGCCGCGACUCCAGAAUCACCUCCAAACAACUCAACCACUAGUACCCAACCAAAAUCCAAUACUGAACACGGCUCAACACGCGGUCCAGACGAGCACGAAUCUAGCCAGGCGGCAAAGGUUCCAAGAUAUUAUGGACCUUGUCGGCAACAAUACUUCUCUGGCUACACCACCUUCAACGAAGAAGCUCACUAAGCGUCGCGAGGUCAUUCAGCCUCAAUGGCCUAUUAUUUUCAACGGUUUCAACCUCGCUGCUGAAUCAAAGGGCGAUUCUAACUUUGUCCAGCGUCGAAUAGCACGACCUUCGGAUUUUCCCAUACUGCCUAAUUGGUUUACUGAAGCACAGGCUCAAUGGACCAUGGAGACUUCCUGGAUUCAAAGAACUUUUCUCUCAGCUUACACAGAUGCUGUGCAGGUGAACUCGUCAGCUUUCAAAAAUGUGCACUCACUACACAUCGCGAAGAUCUCUUCCGGGUUGUUGCCAAUGUUGUCCCAGAAAACCUUCUGGUCAUGUCUAAGAGGCUUAAGAAAGGUCACUAUUCUGGUGAAACCUGAUUGGAGGUCUGAGCAUAUUCCUGGUGAUAAGUUCUUCCAGUCAAAUAUGGCUAUCGAACCAGUCGAUGCUGCAUAUAAAUUUGCACAGCUUCUUCGAGACUGUAUAGCACCACUCGAAAAUCUCAACAGUUUGUGUAUCGGCUAUCUUGGUUCUGGUGAGCAUCAAACAGGAAUCUUUGGACGUAACCAGCACAUACUACCUGCACCAAUAACAUCGACUCCACGUGAGUGGUUAACCGCUCAAAACCCCUCGAUGCCAAAGCCAAGUAUGGACACCAUCUUCGUAUUUCCGCACGUUCGAACGUUGACCUUCGAGAAUUGUUGGUUCAGCCCUUUGAUGCUGGAGAAUUUCAUGAUAAAGUCACGCGAUACUAGUUUACACAAUCUUGUUCUCGACUCCGUGAGCCUGACAGCGCAGAUCACUUCGCCCCGUACUGACGGACCAUUACGGACCAUAGACAAUCAACUCAAAUGUCAACACUCACCUUCAGCUUGGCUGAACGAAAAAAUACCUGCGAAUGCCGCCUGGGUCAAUGUCCUCGACAAGGUCUCCCCAGGCAAAACAAUUCUCGACCACAAACACGAUGCUGGUAUGGUCGAUGAAGAACAAAAUCCAAGGCCUGAAACAACUUUCAAAGGCAACAUCCAGCAAAUUACCUUGAAAUCUUGUGGUUACGUCAAAAUCUUGGGGAUUGCAAGCAACGACUUCAACCAAAACGAGCUAGUUUUUCAAAAUUCUUCUUGGACUGCGAUGGACGAAGGGUUAAAAGCCCGCGCCUGCACCUUCACCAAAGUCGCGACAAGCGGUCGGCCAUCUGAAGCUGAAGGUCAUGUUCCUGGCCGAAACGCUCAGACGACUCAGCCAGGGCAAAGGCAUAGGACGUCUUUGACUCAUAACAUCAAUGCUGCUGCAGGAAAUAACGUUGCGCCGCCACAAAGACAACAGCGCAACGAGGCACCGACGUCGAGCUCACGGUUCAUCAUGCUUUCUGGCCGUUCCGGUCAUACUCGAGGUGAUUCCGUCUUCGCUAACGACGACAACACACAAUCUGCGAGGAUGACUGGUUAUCUUACACAAUGUAUUCAUCCAGUUGAGAAGAGAAUACUAGAGCGCAUGUGGGGUAUGACAUUUGGUUGGGGUGACGAUAUGAGUCGCUGGGAAGCUGUAGAAGAUGGCUGGUUUAUGGGCGGUACCGGCAGGUUCAGUGGCGAGAUCUAUAAAGAUGCUGACCUGCAAGAUGCUGCUGCCUUGACUAUCUCAUACGAAGAGAAUGAGCGGAACGACGUGCUUACCGCAAAUGACGAUGUUGCCAACCCCGACAGUGAUACGGACGACGACAAUGAGACCGCUACUGGAGCCGACAAAGAUGCUUCGAAUGGUUGUGACAACAGUGUCCUCGAUAAUGAUGCUGAAAGCGACAUCACAGAUGCAGACGAUAGUACAUUUCUGACACAGAGUUCCUGGUUUGCAGAUCCUAGGCAAGGAAGCUUCGCAGCGUUAUAUAACAACAACUUAUGGCCAACGUUCGGGGAAGAUGACGAUGACGAUGACGAUACCGACGAGAAAGUCGUUUGA